Messenger RNA from Xiphophorus couchianus (Monterrey platyfish), 812 nucleotides. It is a transcript of the gene psmb6, whose product is annotated as proteasome 20S subunit beta 6. The record is from RefSeq and is a predicted model, not a curated record. NCBI's taxonomy places the organism in Eukaryota, Metazoa, Chordata, Actinopteri, Cyprinodontiformes, Poeciliidae. Gene Ontology annotation, molecular function: threonine-type endopeptidase activity. The transcript has 7 exons. Gene Ontology annotation, cellular component: cytoplasm; proteasome core complex. Bases 55 to 756 code for a protein of 233 amino acids.
UAUUAACGGACACCUCCUCCUUUACUCAGUGUUGAGCUAAGUAAGAGUAAAAAAAUGGCGGCCGCAGCGUCUAUGAUGCCGAUCUUCGGUCAUCAGAUUUCCUCGAAAAAUGACCUGGUUCCGGACUGGAGCAGGGAGGAAGUCAGCACAGGGACCACCAUCAUGGCGGUGGAGUACGAUGGAGGAGUGGUGAUUGGAGCCGACUCCCGGACCACCACAGGAGCUUACAUCGCCAACAGAGUGACAGACAAACUGACCCGAAUCCACGACAGGAUCUACUGCUGCAGGUCUGGAUCGGCUGCAGACACUCAGGCCAUCGCUGAGGUUGUUUCCUACCAGCUGGGCUUCCACAGUGUGGAGCUGGACGAGCCCCCCCUGGUGGAGACAGCGGCCAACCUGUUCAGAGCCAGCUGCUACCGGUACCGAGAGGAGCUGAUGGCUGGGAUCCUGGUGGCCGGCUGGGACCGCAGGAAGGGAGGACAGGUGUACUGUGUUCCCAUUGGAGGAAUGCUGGUCCGUCAGCCCGUGGCGGUGGGCGGCAGCGGCAGCACCUACGUCUACGGCUUCAUGGACUCCAACUACAAACCGGGCCUGAACAAGGACCAGUGUCUGGAGCUAACUGCCUCAGCUCUAUCUCUGGCCAUGGAGAGGGACGGCUCCAGCGGCGGCGUCAUCAGGCUGGCCUCCAUCUCUGAGGACGGCGUGGAGCGGCGGGUCAUUCUGGGAGACCAGCUGCCCCGGUUCUCCACUCACUGAGCGCGCUCACUUCCUCUGUUUGUGUUACAGUUGUUAAUAAAGGUUUCAGUCUGUUA